Molecule: messenger RNA, 2778 nt
Organism: Dioszegia hungarica
Lineage: Eukaryota; Fungi; Basidiomycota; Tremellomycetes; Tremellales; Bulleribasidiaceae
Product: topoisomerase I
Exons: 11
Coding region: 1-2778 (925 amino acids)
Biological process (GO): DNA replication; DNA topological change; chromosome segregation
Cellular component (GO): nucleolus; chromosome
Molecular function (GO): DNA binding; DNA topoisomerase type I (single strand cut, ATP-independent) activity
Source: RefSeq, a predicted model, not a curated record
AUGGCUGUUGUUGCUCCCGACCUGACAUCGGACCUUAACGUCCAAGCUGCGCAUGUCCCGGUGACCGUCGACUCGCCAGCUGGGAAGACGAACGGCACAAGUACCGGCGCGAACGGCACUGGGCACGCUCAUACCAAUGGCAAUGGGAACGGGAGCGUCAAGAAGGAAGAAGAGGAGGAUGAGGAGAUGCCUCUGGCGCGUAAACCUGCGCAGACGAAACGAGCUGUGAAUAGCGGAAGUAGUAGUGAGGAGGACGAGCGGCCAUUGGCGAAGAAGCCGCGUGGGAGUGGAGGGGGAGGAGCAGGGGGGAGGAGGCGGAUCGUAGAUAGUGAGAGUGAGGAGGAGGAUGUGCCUGUGAAGAAGGAGAAGAAGCCUCUCGCAAAGAAGGCGAACGGGACGAACGGCGACACCAGUGCCAGCACGAAGUCCAAAUCAGCAGCGGCGGCCAAGGCAGCAGCCGCCAAGAAGCGGCGAGAGGACGAGGAAGAGUCUGACUCCCCUUCGUCAGAAUCGGAUCUAUCGGAGUCCUCGUCCGAAGCGAGUUCGGAGGAUGAGAAGCCAUUAGCGAAGAAGAAGGGUGCGGCGGCCAAGAAGGCGCCAGCGAAGAAGGCGGCAGCGGGGUCGGCUUCGGCGAAGAGUAGUGGGAGCAGAAGCGCGACGGGGACGCCUAGGAAGGGGAUGGCGGCGGCGAAGGCGAACGGUGGAGUGAAGAAGGAGGAGGGAAGCUCGGAGGAGGAUGAGGUGCCGCUUGCGAAGUCGGCAAAGGGGAAGGGGAAGGGGAAGGCGGUUGAUGGGAAGGGAGGGAAGGUCAAGAAGGAGAAGGUCAAGAAGGAGGAAGAUGGUGAUGAGGCAGAGGACGGGAAGUACCAGUGGUGGGAAGACGCAGAGAACGAUGGAUCGACCAAGUGGAAGACGCUGGUGCAUAAUGGGGUGUUGUUCCCGCCGGCUUAUAUCCCAUUACCGAAGGGCGUCAAGAUGCGGUAUGAUGGCACCUCCCUCACCCUCCCUCCCGAGUCAGAAGAAGUCGCGGGCUUCUGGGCAGCCAUGCUGGAGACGGAUCAUGUCCAGGACGCUACUUUCCAAUCCAACUUUUUCAGGGACUUUCAGACCAUUCUCAAGAAGUAUCCACCAAGAGAAGGCAUCAAGGUGGAAACGCUGGAGAAGUGCGAUUUCCGGCCUAUGUUUGAACACUUUGAGAAGGAAAAGGAGAAGAAGAAGUCGAUGACCAAGGAUGAGAAGAAGCAGAUCAAAGCGGAUCGAGAUGCCCUGGAAGCUCCCUACCUUUACGCCAUCGUCGAUGGGCGCAAAGAAAAGCUCGGCAACUUCCGCGCUGAACCUCCGGGGCUCUUCCGUGGUCGAGGCGAACACCCACGCAAAGGAACGCUCAAGUUCCGACUCCGUCCCGAGGACAUCACCCUCAAUAUCGGUACCGACGCCCCUGCGCCCAAACCCAACAUUCCGGGUAAAUGGAAACUCAUCAAACACGACCCUACCGUCACCUGGCUCGCCGAGUGGAAAGAGAACGUCAACAACAGCACGAAAUACGUCUUCCUCUCUGCCGCCUCGUCCUGGAAGGGUCAAUCCGAUCGGUCUAAAUUCGAAAAGGCCCGCCAACUCAUCAAACACGUCGACAGCAUUCGAAAGACGUACAAUGCGGAUAUGAAGUCCAAGGUCAUGGCGGAUCGACAGCGUGCGACUGCGCUGUAUUUCAUUGAUGAGCUGGCGCUGCGUGCGGGGAAUGAGAAGGGGGAGGACGAGGCGGAUACGGUCGGGUGUUGUUCGCUCAGGUAUGAGCAUGUGACGCUGGAACCGCCGAAUCGGGUCACGUUUGACUUUUUGGGCAAAGACUCGAUGAGGUUUUUGAACACCGUCGAGGUUCAGCCGCAGGUGUUUAAGAAUGUCAAGAUUUUCAAGGCGGAUAAGGAGAAGGGGGAUCAGCUGUUUGAUCGCUUGACGACCGGUAUUCUCAACAAGUACCUGAACGACUUUAUGCCCGGUCUCUCCGCCAAGGUAUUCCGUACCUACAACGCCUCGUGGACGUUCCAGCAGCAACUCCGGAAACUUACACCCGCGGACGGAUCGGUCGCCGAGAAGAUUGCGGCGUACAACGAUGCCAAUCGGGAUGUGGCCAUCUUGUGUAAUCAUCAAAAGACGGUGGCCAAGAACUUUGCCGAGAGCUUUGCAAAGAUGGGGGAUAAGGUCCGCGCGCUCAAAUACCAACGCAUGAAACUCCGAUUUCAGCUCUUCACCCUCGACCCCAAAGCAAAAAAACGGAAUCCCGAGCUCGCCGAUGACGAAUCCGACAUGGACGAUGACUUUAUGGAGCGGCACGAGGCGGAUCUGCUGGAAAAGGCGCUGGAAUCGGCCAAGAAGAAGUUUGAGCGGGAGAAUCUAAAGUUGGAAGAGGCCAAAGAGGACAAGAAGCCCAAGACGGAUUUAGAGGAGAGGUUGAAGGAGAUCAAGAAGGAGAUGAAGGAGUUGACCAAGGAGAGGAAGAGUAAGAAGGUGGAGUCGAGGAAGGGGGCGACUGAAGAAAAGCUCUUGGAUCAGAUUACCAAGAUGGAUGCGAGGAUAGCGGUGGCCAAGACGCAAAUGGGCGAUCGGGACAAGACGAAGGAUGUUGCGCUGGGGACAUCCAAGAUCAAUUAUAUUGACCCACGUCUGACUGUCGCGUGGGCAAAGAAGUUUGACGUUCCGCUCGAAAAGCUCUUCUCGAAGACACUACGCGAGAAGUUCCCAUGGGCUGAAGCAGAGGCGGAUGAGGACUGGGUGUUCUGA